This is a messenger RNA of Apis laboriosa (Himalayan honeybee), 4644 nucleotides long. It is a transcript of the gene su(w[a]), whose product is annotated as splicing factor, suppressor of white-apricot homolog. Gene Ontology annotation, molecular function: RNA binding. The transcript is spliced from 8 exons. Gene Ontology annotation, biological process: mRNA 5'-splice site recognition; RNA processing. NCBI's taxonomy places the organism in Eukaryota, Metazoa, Arthropoda, Insecta, Hymenoptera, Apidae. The coding region runs from base 927 to 3713 and encodes 928 amino acids. The record is from RefSeq and is a predicted model, not a curated record.
AUAUAGCUGCAAAUUAUUUCGAGAUGAUGACAAGGCGAAAAUGAUUGAUCAAGGAAAGCAUUUGAUACCAUGGAUGGGCGAUAGCACGUUGAAAAUAGACAGGUUUCUGCAGGUGUCUUGGCUGCUUGAACGCAGGCGGUGUGGAAGCGCGAUAUAUACGCGCUCUGCACGGCCGUAGAGCAACGUGCUCUCAUGACGUUGGUGUUUGUGGCUGACCGUCGGCGCAGCAGCAAGGUGAGACACAGCGUAGAGAGACAAUCGGCAGCUGACGAUUGUAGGUGUACUACAAUCGUUCAGCAUGGUAUGUAUUUUAGCGUUCUAGAAUCGGGCGUACCGAUAUAUGUACGACGUAUAUAACGACGCAGAACGCGUUUCCUGUUGUUCGCUACUGCUUCUGGAUCCGUUACUAAAAUUGAACGGUACAAUACAAUCGAGAUCGAUCAUCGCGAAACUAGAGAGAGAUAACGGUCGUACAUGUAAGACGUUUCGUUGUUGAUCGAACAAACGCGACGAGAGAGAUAUAAUCGUUUCGUGAGAUCGGUUAUUAAAAAUUUCUAUCAAUAUUCUUAUAUCUUCGUAAUAGAGUUUGAAUGAAUGAAUGUAACAACAAUUUUAUCGUUAUCGUCGUUGUUACCAUUUUAUAAUUUCGAUAAUUUGUAUUGACAAUUUUUAAACGUUGAUUUCCAUCGAUCAUGAUAAUGAGAAAACAAAGAUACAAAGAUACAAACGGGAUGAAUUAAUUAAAAAAAAAAAGAAAAAAAAGAAAAAAAUAUGUGAUCGAGUAUGGAGUAUAAUUGUAUUCUAUUUCAGAGAAAUUUUGACUUUGACUCAAGCAGGGUUCGCUUCGUGACAUUAAUUUCCAGAUGCCGCAAUCGGGCAAAUUCUCCGAAAUAUGCAUACCAUCUCUUCUACCUUUAAAUUGAUUUAUGUAUGUGUAUAGAUACGAUGGACGCGGUGCUCUGGGGGACUUGCGGAUAUACGAACCACCGACAGGUGGGUUCGAUCAACGAACGAUCUUGACGGAAGAUGAAAUAAAAGUGGAACAAUUAUGCGACGAAGAGCGGUAUCGGUCUCUUUAUAAUAAUGAAAUGGAAGAUUCCGUUUAUCACGAGGAAGAAAUGAAACGAUUGCAUCAAGCUUUGGAUUCCGAGAAUACGUACAGUCAAGUGGCAUACGAUUACAACGAGGAGGGAAACGGAUCAAAAAUCGCGUGUGACGAUUCGCAGAGUCCGAAACGAUCGGAGGGUUCUCAAGAAGAAGAUCAGGCUUUCGUUCCACCGACCGAUCUAGAAAUUCCAGAAGGCAUUCCAUUGCCGGAAACGCAAAAACUGAAUGCCAUCAUAACAAAAACGGCGUUGUUUAUAAGUCGUCAAGGUGGACAAAUGGAGAUUCUGAUUAAGGCGAAGCAGGCGAAUAAUCCACAAUUUUCCUUCCUCUCGAUAGACGGGCGGCUUCAUCAAUAUUAUAGAUGUAUAUUGGACGCGAUCAAGAGUGGGAAAUAUAAUCCCGAGAAACAGCCGGAGAAGGAAGAAUCCGAACAAGAAGAAGGAUCAUCCGAUCAAGACGACGAACCGUAUCUUCAUCCGAGCUUGGCGUCAUCGUUCACCAAGAUCGAAGCGGCUCCCAGUAUACCGAGUAUACAAUACAAACCAUCGGCGGAUUGUGCUUAUUCGAUGCUUGUAAAUAAAAUAACCGGGAAACCACCACCGUCGAAAGCACCGGCCCAACAUUCCGAGACCACGAUUCAAUCGGCGACCGGUAUAGGAUAUUAUCAUCACGUGCCAGGACAAAGCUAUAAUGCUUAUUCGAAUACGGUUACGGGGACAGGGACGAUGACGGCAGCGGGGACAGGGAUGGCUACGACAGCAAUCACACCUGUACAGUAUUCCCAUGGCCCGGUGAUAUACGGACCGAAUGGACAGAUACAAUCGCCGUUGCAAAUCACUGUGGCGAAUAUACUGCCAUCCGCGAACGAAAUGGCAACGUCGCAAAUAACGACGAGUGAAACUCAGCUACCGUUGGUACCGUACGGAUCAACGUCUCAGAAACAAUUGAGCAGACCAUCUUUUAUCGUUCCACCGGCGGAUGUACAAAUAAUUAUCGACAAAAUGGCGAGUUACGUGGCGAAAAAUGGUAGGGAUUUCGAGGCGAUCGUGAAGAAUAAAGGAGACCCAAGAUUCAAUUUUCUCGAAUUGUCGCAUCAGUAUCACGGUUAUUACGCGCACAAGUUGACGAUAUACGAGGGCGCGGUAAAUCCGAAGGUAUUGACGGAGGAGGAGUUGUUGCAGAAACAGGAGCCCCAAGAGGAGAAGCAAAAGAAGUUGGAAGAAUUGCAGAAGAAGCAGCAAAGGAUGGAGGAGGUGCAGAAGAGGGUGAAGAUGAUACAAGCGAAAAAGAAGUGCGAGCCAAAAUUGAAAGAGACGUCGAUGACGGCGGCGGGGACAACGGCGGCGACGGCCACGACGGCAACGACGACGAUGACCACGACCACGGCUACGAUGUCGACGAUGACGACGACAACGACGACGACGACAACGACCGCCACGACGAUGACGACGACGACGACGGCGACGAUGACGACGACCACGACUACGACGACCAUGUCGACGAUGUCCACCGUGUCGAACAUGUCGACGACGAUGACGACAACGAUGAUGAUGAUGACAACGACGACCUCGACCACGACGACGACGACGGCGACGGCGACGGCGACCACGACGACGACGACGACGUCGACGACGACGAUGACGACAGCGGCGGCAACAACGACAGGGGCGAGCACGGAGGGUGUAAAGCAGAUAACGACGGUGUCGUUCUCGAUAAAGAAGCCAAAGGACGGGGAGACAGGGGUGAUCGAGAAGCGAAACGCACUCUUGUUGGAGGAGAGCGAUGAGGAUAUGGAGGAGGAGAGCAAAGAUGGAAAUUCGAAGCCGAGCUCGCCGCAAGGCUCGAACGAGCAAUGCACGCUCGUCGUCUCUCUCGGGUCGACGUCGGUGGAGAAGGAGGUCGGUGGAACGUGGAAGUCGGAGAAAAAGUGGAGGAACGAGGAAAAGGAAUUGGUAGAUCUGACGGACGAGAUUCUGGAGGAUUGCCAGAAAGAGAUUAGGCACAAGCAGGCGGAGGAUAGAAUCAAGGAUAAAUUGGUGGCGGCGGCGCGGGAUAAAUUGGCGGCCACCUCGAGGGAGAGGCAGCUUCAGUUGGAGAGGAAGAAGAAAGCGGCUGCGUUCCUCAGCCAGAUACAGAGUAGCGGUUUACCAAAGGGGAGCGGGGCAACGGCGGCUACCGCGAGUCAAACAGGGGCGAGAAAAGACGAUUCGGACGAGGUGCACUCCGUCCCGUCGCCCUCCCCCUCGCCGUCCUUGGAAGACGCAAAAUCCUCCUGCGACUCGAGGAGCACAGGUGGAAAUUCUUUAAUGGACAGAUUGAAGAGCGCCGAUUUGACCGGGAAAAGGUCUAGGCCGCGAUCGAGGAGUCCAAGCGGAAGUCGAAGUUACACAGAUAGGCAAAAGUUUCACAAGAAACAUAAAAAGAAGAAAAGUUCUCACAGAAGCAACCACGACAGUCCGAGCAGUUCUCGAUCACACAGAUCCAAGAAGAGCAAGAAGUCCUCUUCCAAGCAUAGGUCUCCGUCGCGAACACCGUCUCGAAGGCAUCAUCAUAGCGCGCGACGAAAGGGAAGCAACUCCUCGUAUUCGGAUUCGAGUUCAUCUUGAGAACGUGUUCUCCUCGUAUAUACAUACGCGCGUAAAAACUUAUCUACACAUACGGCACAUAUAUACAUACAUAUAUACGUGUACGCAUACAAGUUAUAUAUAAGUGUGCGUGUAAAUACGUAUGUAUACAUAGUUUCGAGGAUAUCUAUGUUGAUAAUUAACGAAUGCGUCGACGAUAAUCGAAGGGUUCGUAACAGAAACGAUCCUUCGGUCGUAUAAGGUUCACCUCGAUUUUCACAAGAUUCGAUUAGAUAUCAUUUCUUGCGCGAUGCAAUUAAAAAAAGAAAAAAGAAAAAAAAAAAAAAAAANAAAAAAAAAAAACGUGACAUUUUGUAAGUGAAAAAAAUGUAAAUUGAUGGAAAGAUGAAUCCGUUCUUCUGAAGAAGGAAACAAAUCGGCAAGGGUCGUUUUUGAUACGAAUCCCUUUUCAAUUUAAUAUAACUUUUGUCCAAUGAGAAAUAAAAAAAAAAAAAAAAAAAAAAAAAAAAAAAAAAAAAAAAAACCAACGGAAAAGAAAAAUGGAAGAAUAAAAAAGAAGAAAGUUUUAACAAGAUAUCGUACUGUUGAUCAGCUGUAAUUUAUUUAUUGCUUCUCCUUUAUCCGACUACGGAUAAUAUAAAUAUAACGCGCAAUUGAAUAAGAUAUAUAUAUACGAUAUAUAUAUAUAUACGAUAGAUACGAACAAAGAUGAAUCGAUGACACGGAAAUGCGACCCGAAUCAUCGUGAUUCAAUUCGUGAAAUCGAAACUAGAAAUCGAACUUGCAUCGAUUUUCGUAAUCGUAAACAUCUUGACAGCACCAUUCGAUAAUCGAUGUAUCGACGCGGUCCUCUUCGUCGCGAUGAAGAAAUCUAACCGAACGUAUCUAUUCUUUUUUUCUCUCUCUCUUUCUUUUAAAGUUCGGCAGAGAAACAAUCUUUAUUUUUUCCCCG